AUGGAAGGAAAACACAGUGAAAAGAUGCACGAGGAUUUCGAGAAAACAAGAGAAGAAGUCCAUGAAGGUGCAGAUGAAUUCGAAGAAGGAAUGCAUAAGUUUGGAAGAGAAGUGCACAACGAUGCAAGAGAACUGCACAGAGAAUCAGAUUAUAUAAAUAAAAGAGUAGAAAACUGGGUUGAUAAUCUAGGUGAAAAGAUUAAAAGUGCUUUUCACGAUUCAGAUGAUACAAACUAUUAA
Molecule: messenger RNA, 240 nt
Organism: Heterostelium album PN500
Lineage: Eukaryota; Evosea; Eumycetozoa; Acytosteliales; Acytosteliaceae
Exons: 2
Coding region: 1-240 (79 amino acids)
Source: RefSeq, a predicted model, not a curated record